Molecule: messenger RNA, 2150 nt
Organism: Morone saxatilis (striped sea-bass)
Lineage: Eukaryota; Metazoa; Chordata; Actinopteri; Moronidae
Gene: nufip1
Product: nuclear FMR1 interacting protein 1
Exons: 10
Coding region: 115-1908 (597 amino acids)
Biological process (GO): box C/D snoRNP assembly
Cellular component (GO): nucleus
Molecular function (GO): RNA binding
Source: RefSeq, a predicted model, not a curated record
GACGCGGAGGCGUAUAAACUAGAGGAAAAACAUGCCCAUGUGAGAGCUGCGUGGUGAGUAACUAAAUUAACUUCAAAUAGACUGCAGUCUCGACGUGGACAAAGACUGAGUACUAUGAAUGAACCGGGACACUAUCCUCCGCCGGACUUCGGCUGUCCUCCUCCAAACUCUAUCCAGCACCAACAACUGCCCCGCUCCAGCAGCUUCCACCCCAACAUGUGGAGCUGGGGCGACCCGUCCUCGGAGCCCAGCUGGGACCACACUGGACAGACUGGGUGGCAUCAAGGGGACGCGACAGGGUUUGGUUUCCCACCAGGUCGUGGGAACUAUGGACCUACACGUCCCUACGGUCAAAACUUCGGCCGUGGGUGGCAUCAAGGCGGACAUCGAGGUGGAAGACAGAAUUAUGGACCCUCCAACAACCACGGGAGAAAGCAGAAAAAUAAGAAGGAACCAGAGUAUUCCCAUUUUUGUGACACCUGUGACCGGGCCUUCAAGAACCAGGAGAAGUACGAUGAGCAUAUUUCUCAACACGUGAAGUGUUCUGUGCCCGACUGCAGCUUCAUGGCUCAUGAAAAAAUAGUCAGCAUCCACUGGAAAAAUAACCACGCACCGGGAGCUAAAAGGAUUAAGCUGGACACACCAGAUGAGAUUGCGAAAUGGAGAGAAGAGAGGCGCAAAAACUAUCCCACACUUCAGAAUAUGGAAAAUAAGAGAAAAGUGAUGGAGGUGCGGGAGGAGACAGGAGGCGUUCUGGAGACAGCUCAGUUUGGGCGAAUGAAAGGCAGAGGGCGAGGUCGGGGGCGAGGUCGUGGCUGGGGCAACAGAGGGUUCCAUGGGCGUCACCCUCGAGACCCUCGAGACCCUCACCCAUCAGACGCCAGUGCCACAGAGAGACCGCCACCCCUCACCCAGCACUUCGUGGACGGGGAUCCUCUGGGAGCGCUGGCCUGCAGUGACCACGAUUCUGACAAAGAGGACCCAGCUGCUGAGUCCAGGACCACUGGCCUGGUUGUGGCUCCUAAACAGAUGAGCUCAGCUCUGGGCUCCCUUGUGGCAAACUACGGCUCCAUGAGUGAGAGUGACAGUGAUGAAGGACCAGAAGCCACCCCCAUUCAGAGAGCCAAAGACCUUGUGCAAGAAAACCAGGCUCUCCUAAACACAAUACCAGCAUACUCCCAGGACAGAGGACCCUCGAGAGGCUGGGAAACCUCUUCACAGGGUACAGAGGCUCACAAAGUCCACCAGCCUGACUCUGUUCUUCACACACCGAACAGCAGAGGAGGGAGAAGGGGAAGGGGAAGAAGAGGCAGGGGAGGAAGGGGAGGCAGGGGCGGUAGGGGAGGACAUCAAGAUACGCCACAGACACGUCGUCCCACUCUACUUGAGAUGUUACUGGCCCCAGAUAUCCGCCAUGAGAGGAAUGUCCUCCUGCAGUGUGUGCGCUAUGUUGUCCGAAGCAACUUCUUUGGCCUGGAGAGCAGACCUCAGAACCAGGAGGGGAUAAAGAAUAAAGCCACAUCAGUUAUCCCAGCUGGAAGGCAUGAAGGGAGACAGGAAAAUCCAUCAGAGGAAGUCAGGGCCGUACCCAGGUCGGCCUCUCUGGCUGGUGGAGAGAGGAGUUCAGCAGGAGUUGGUAAUCGGGAUGAUUUGGAAACAAGUAAAGCUGUUGUAGUUGACCAAAACUGUCAGGACCCGGUUUCGCAGAGCGAUCAUGUAUGCUCCGAACCAUCCAAGGACACUGUGGACUCAAGUGCUGAGCAGGUUGCAGAGGAUUUAAUCCGAAAUGCUGAAGAGACAACCGUCAAGGACUGCCAGAGCCUGGAUCUGACGGUCGAAGAUAAAAUCACACCUACCUCUAAUAUUAUUGAUGAUGAAAUAUGGGAGAGCCCUGGUGUUCCUAUGUGAAAUCCUCACUAAGUAAUAAAAUGUUUUUGUUUUUUUUGUUCGAAAACAUAAAAGUGAGUCUUUCAUAUGUUGUUAAUACUUUAAAAUUCAUUUUUUGUUUUUUUAAGGACUAACAUUUUUGAUGUGAUGUGAUGUUUGUGUGACUAACAAGAUCCAGUUAUAUUUUUGUAACAUGCAACGUACUAAAGAAAGACUAUUUUUUUUCUUGUAAAAUAAAUCACAUCAACUCUAUUGAUAAUUUU